UACUCCCUCCAAGCCUCCCCAUCUCUCUCUCUCUCUCUCUCUGUCUCUCUCUGUGUACACACACUUUUUUCUCUCUCAAGAUUCUCAUACAUUUCUCUCUCUAUAUAUUAUAUAAACAAAAUGGAUGGGGCCAAAUUUGCGAUUGAAGCAUCAGAGGUCGAAUCAAUGGUGAAGGAGUCAGGUCUCUCAGUCCUCCAACUCCUCACGUCGCUCGUCAAACCAGCUCAAAACCUCGCACGCCCACCAAUCUCCAAGUUCUCCGUUGGAGCUGUCGGUCUGGGCUCCGAUGGCCGGAUCUUUUUCGGCGUCAACCUCGAAUUCCCCGGCCUCCCCCUCCACCACAGCGUCCACGCCGAGCAGUUCCUCGCCACCAACCUCGCCGUCCACGGUGAGCCCCGCCUCCUCUACAUAGCGGUCUCCGCUGCCCCCUGCGGCCACUGCCGCCAAUUCCUCCAAGAACUCCGCAACGCGUCCGACAUCCAAAUCUUCAUCACAUCAUCAUCAUCCGAGAACGAAUCCCAAGAACCCCCAAAAUUCAAACCCUUAUUGUCAAUCCUCCCCAACCCAUUUGGCCCUUUUGAUCUCUUAGAUAAAGAGACCCCUCUGCUUCUCGAGCCACACGAUAAUGGGUUAUGGCUUCUGAGUGAAACUAUUGAUUCAAAUUCUGGUAAUUCUAGUAAUUUGUGCAAUGGGUUAUGCGAAUUGUUCGCGAAAAAUGAAAGCAUGUUGAAAAUUUCAGCACUUGAGGCUGCUAAUAACUCUCAUGCCUUGUACAGUGGUUGUCCAUCUGGGGUGGCAUUGAUGGAUGUUGAGGGGAUGAUUUACAGAGGGUCAUAUAUGGAGUCCGCCGCGUAUAAUCCGAGUUUGGGGCCGGUGCAGGCGGCGUUGGUGUCGUAUGUUGCAAGUGGCGGUGGUGGGUAUGAUAGGAUUGUGGCGGGAGUGUUGGUGGAGAAGAAAGAGGCGGUGGUGAGGCAAGAGGACACGGCGAGGCUGCUGCUGAAGGCGGUUUCGCCAAAAUGUGAGCUUCAAGUGUUUCAUUGCGGUUCAGGUUUGAACGGAUGCAAAAGGCCUUCUUGAUGUUCAUGUGAGUGAAGCAGAGCAAAAACUUGAAUUGUUCUCUAUAAUUGUUGUUUGUUAGGUGACAUUAUAAUGAAUAAAUGAUUUCAUGAUUGAAUGAAUGAAUGGUAUUCUCUAUUUGGAGAUAUUAUAAUU
Molecule: messenger RNA, 1212 nt
Organism: Cornus florida
Lineage: Eukaryota; Viridiplantae; Streptophyta; Magnoliopsida; Cornales; Cornaceae
Product: cytidine deaminase 1-like
Exons: 1
Coding region: 121-1077 (318 amino acids)
Cellular component (GO): cytosol
Molecular function (GO): zinc ion binding; cytidine deaminase activity
Source: RefSeq, a predicted model, not a curated record